AUGAAAUCCAUUUUUGUCUUAGUUAGCGUGGUGGUUUGUUUUUCAUCAUUGAAUGCACAAUGCAGGGAUGGAUGGUUGAGAUUCCAUGACAACUGCUACUUGUUUUCAAGAGAUGAGGCAUCUUGGGGUGAAUCAGCGGCUAUUUGUAAUGCAUUUCACAGCCACCUUGCCGUUGUCAAUUCUGCGGAGGAAAAUGAAUUCUUGAAUUCAGAAUUGAACCGUACUCAUGUUGGUGGUGGGUUUUGGACCGAUGGAAGCGAUGUAGAAGUUGAAGGUACAUGGCGUUGGGUUUCUACUGGUGCAAACAUUACAUACGUGCAUUGGGGACUCAACCAACCAAACAAUGGAAAUUUGUCUAACUGUUUGAGUCUCACUUGGGGACUAUCAUACGAUAUGGCUGACGAUCCCUGCAAUACAAAGCAGAACUAUAUAUGUCAAAUGAGAGGUAGCAUCAUUGCAGGUCCGAUUAUUGGAUGA
This is a messenger RNA of Ylistrum balloti, 477 nucleotides long. RefSeq names its product perlucin-like protein. The coding region runs from base 1 to 477 and encodes 158 amino acids. The transcript has 5 exons. Gene Ontology annotation, molecular function: signaling receptor activity. Lineage: Eukaryota; Metazoa; Mollusca; Bivalvia; Pectinida; Pectinidae. The record is from RefSeq and is a predicted model, not a curated record.